GACCAAUAAGAUCCACGAUAGAUCAGCCGAUGAUCAGAUGACUGAAAAGGAAAAACUAUUUAAAACUCUAAUGACACACUUAUGCAAGUUUUUCUACAUCUCUUGAGCGGCGCUUCCAUAGGUGCGCACCAGAAACGCGCCACCGGCUCCGUUGCUCUUUGUCGCCACUGGACCUAAACUCCCUCACCUUCCUGCCGCGCUACCACCACCAGCAGCAGCAGCAGUAGGCUACACAAAGACGUUUGAUAUUCUUCAGGGAGCUUUCAAUUUCCCCCACACUCGUCUGUGACUGAGAAAUGAAUCAUAAAGCCCCUCUACUGUGGAUUUUCCUACAGUGUGCUGCUGCGCUCUUCUCCUCGGCGCUCGGGGAAAACGCUGUUCUUAAAGAUGAAGAUGGUGAAUUGGAUGAAUUGUCGACAGACAGCCAGGCUCUCAAUGGCAUCAAGUACAACAUGAGACAGAGUUUAGAUCUGGACCACGAGGGCUGCUACCUACAGACCGGCAAGAAGGAGUGUCUAGAGGAGUGUGGCUUCAACGCUACAUCCAAGACCAUCUUCAUCAUCCACGGCUGGACGAUGAGUGGGAUGUUCGAAAGCUGGAUGCAGAAGCUGGUCGCUGCGGUGAUGCAGCGUGAAAGUGAAGCCAAUGUCGUGGUUGUUGAUUGGAUCUCAAUGGCUCAGCAGCUGUACCCCGAUGCGGUCAACCACACUCACAGUGUUGGCCUCGAUAUUGCCGCCAUGCUAAACUGGCUUCAGGAUGAGCAACAGCUGCCUCUGGAGAAUGUGCACCUGAUUGGCUACAGUUUAGGUGCUCAUGUAGCUGGCUACGCAGGGACGUAUGUACGAGGGACCAUCGGCAGAAUUACUGGUCUGGACCCAGCAGGACCAAUGUUUGAGGGUGUAGACGAACAGAGGCGCCUCUCCCCAGAUGACGCCGACUUUGUGGACGUUCUGCACACAUACACCAGAGAGGCUUUGGGUGUGAGCAUUGGGAUCCAGCAGCCUAUCGGGGACAUUGAUAUCUACCCCAAUGGCGGCGAUGUGCAGCCCGGCUGUGCACUGGGUGAAGUGCUGGCAAUGGCUGGAAAUUUCAUGGAAGUGAUGAAGUGUGAGCAUGAGCGCGCCGUGCACUUGUUUGUGGACUCCCUGAUGAACAAGCAACACAUGAGCUUUGCCUUCCAGUGCACAGGCCCCGACCGCUUCAAGAAGGGGAUCUGCCUCAGCUGCCGCAAAAACCGAUGCAACAACAUCGGCUACAAUGCCAGAAAGAUGCGCAAGAGGCGCAACAGUAAAAUGUACCUGAAGACACGUGCUGACACUCCGUUCAGCGGCUACCACUACCAGAUGAAGAUGCACGUGUUCAACAGAAAACAGUCGGACAAUGCAGAUCCGACCUUCUAUGUCAAGUUGUAUGGUGCCCAUAAUGAUACAGCAGACAAAUUUGUCGAUGUCCAUGACGACAUGGUCGGUCUGAACUUGACCAACACCUUUUUGGUGUUUACUGAGGAGGAUAUUGGUGACCUGCUGAAGAUCCGUCUGAACUGGGAAGGAGAAUCUGAAUCCUGGUCAUCUGUCUGGAAGAACAUCAAGAAGACAUUCUGGGCCUGGAACACCAAGCCUCCCAAACCUGUGCUGGAAGUCCGGCGGAUUCGUGUGAAAGCUGGAGAAACACAGAAGAAGUUUACUUUCUGUGCCCAAGACCCCUCAAAAACUGAAAUUUCACCAGGAGAAUCCAUAACUUUUGUGAAAUGUCGUGAUGGCUGGGAAGUGAAACCAAGAAAACGGCUGCCCAUGUAACAAUUCAGCACUUCCGGUAACCAAUGCACCGUCACCAUGGGGACCCAACAUGGAUCAGUGAGAAGCACUGCUUUCUCUUUAUUUGAGCACUUUUUGUAGGAGGAUUGAUCAGUGCACGGUGGGGAGCUUCAGGUUUCAGGCUCUGGAAGGUUUCCAGUGCUUUCUGGAAAUGAGGACUCAGUCCAGCGUAUGAGACAGCUGGAAAAUGGCUCGCAGGCUGAAAGUGGGUGCAAUCCUAAAGGUGCUGAAAUAGCCUGAGGUGUUACAGAACGUUCCUUUUGUGUGGACUAGUGAAGUAGAAUACAGAUCUGCGCCAGUGGCACACACCAGCAAUUCUAGUCGCUGUACUGUACAUUUUAAAAUAUUUUUUUUAUUUAUGAAAAAAUGGAAGCACUGCAAGACCAACGUUAUUUAUCAGAGCACAUCCCAUAAUGAAGCAUAUGUUGAAUGCAUUUCUCCUCGAUUGUGUGUGUGUGUGUGUGUGUGUGUGUGUGUGUGUGUGUGUGUGUGUGUGUGUGUGUGUGUGUGUGUGUGUGUGUGUAUUUUGUGUACGUAAUUGUGUCUGUUGUCCUCAAGAAACGUGCCUUUCUGCUGAGAGAGAGAGAGAGAGAUUACUGUACAUUACUACACUGUAUAACUGAAGGAGAUACCUGAUUUCAUUGCACACGAUCUUUCUGAGGCUUUUUGCGUAGUGUUACUGUUAUUGUAUGUGGCUUAUUUUGGUGGUGUGUUUAUGUAUAUAAUGUAAAUAACUUUUUGGAAAAAUAAAUUCACCUGUUAUUUG
Messenger RNA from Xiphias gladius (swordfish), 2580 nucleotides. RefSeq names its product lipase, endothelial (gene lipg). Gene Ontology annotation, molecular function: lipoprotein lipase activity; protein binding. Gene Ontology annotation, biological process: lipid metabolic process. NCBI's taxonomy places the organism in Eukaryota, Metazoa, Chordata, Actinopteri, Istiophoriformes, Xiphiidae. The record is from RefSeq and is a predicted model, not a curated record. The transcript is spliced from 10 exons. Bases 297 to 1796 code for a protein of 499 amino acids.